UCCAACUCGCCUAGGGUGCGACGACAAGGAUACCGGUUGGUGGCAGACGUACCGAGUACAGUAUAAAAAAGUUGCUGCAUGGAAGCUGUGUCGAAGCUCGAAAGGUUUCUUAUAUUCUUCUGAAGUUCCUACUUUUGGGGACUGGCAUUUGGCCUUCCUGUGGAUUCGAGGGCAUUCGAUCGGUUCGAUUCACGCCUUCGUAUAGCAGUGCAGGAUAUUGAACCCGACGUCUUGAAGAGAAGUUGCAAAAGGGGAAAAAACUGCGCGACGUCCAAUUCAACCAACCUUCUUCCGUCCCGGUUCGCAGCUUUUCGCGCUCCAACAACCCAAUGGCCGCCGUUCCCCCCUCCUCCCCAGCCACCGACGUCGACCACAACCCGACUCCGAGCACCAAAACCAAAUCCAAACUCGACGCCUCCCAAGAUGUCGAUGUGGACGUCGAUGCCGCGGUAGGAGACGCGCCCGUCGCCGUGCUCGAGGAUGUCGCUCUGGGGGAUCCCGUGUACGCGGCCAAGGCGAGGGUGCUGAAUAAGGCGAUCCAGGAGAUUGGCAUGGGGAGGUAUCAGUGGCAGCUCUUCAUCGUCAUCGGCUUCGGCUGGGCCUCGGACAACCUCUGGCCCAUCACCACGUCGCUCAUCCUACCCCCCAUCACCCUCGAAUUCCUGCCCCAACGACCCCCCUACCUCACCUUGGCCCAGAACCUCGGCCUGCUCGUCGGCGCCCUCUUCUGGGGCUUCGGCUGCGACCUCUUCGGCCGCCGCUGGGCCUUCAACCUCACCAUCGGCAUCACCGCCGUCUUUGGCCUCGUGGCCGCGGGAAGCCCCAAUUUCGGCGCCAUCGCCACCUUCGCGGCCCUCUGGAGCGUCGGUGUGGGCGGCAAUCUACCCGUGGACUCGGCCAUCUUCCUGGAGUUUUUGCCCGCCAGCCACCAGUAUCUGCUUACCGUGCUGAGUAUCGAUUGGGCAUUGGCGCAGGUGUUUGCUACGUUGGUCGCGUGGCCGCUGCUGGGCAAUCUGACCUGCCAGCAGGCAGAUGAAGAAGACGGGACUCAGGCGACGUGCAGCAGAUCCGCCAACAUGGGAUGGAGGUACUUCAUGAUUGUCAUGGGUGGCGUGGCCAUGAUCAUGUUCUUCCUGCGCUUCGUGUGCUUCACCAUCUUCGAGAGUCCAAAGUACCUGAUGGGCAGGGGCAGGGACGAAGAGGCCGUGCGCGUGGUGCAUGAAGUCGCGAGACGGAAUGGCAAGACGACGAGCCUUUCCAUCGAGGAUCUCAAGGUGUGCGAGCAGCUCGCCGGGACGACGAGGACCUCCUCUCCCACCAAUAAUCCCCCUCCUCCUGUUCCCGCUGCUGCCACCCCUCAAUCCACCUCCAAAACUGCCGCCCUCUACCGCAGCCUCUCCCACCUCUCCCUCACGCACAUCCGCUCCCUCUUCCACACGCCGCGCCUCGCCCUCUCCACGACCCUCAUCACCCUCAUCUGGGCCCUCAUCGGCCUCUCCUUCCCCCUCUACAACGCCUUCCUCCCCUACACCCUCGCCACCCGCGGCGCCUCCUUCGGCGACUCCUCCACCUACCUGACCUACCGCAACGCCCUCAUCAUCGCCGUCCUCGGCGUCCCGGGGUGCCUCCUGGGCGGCCUGCUCGUCGAACUCCCUUACAUAGGCAGAAAAGGUACCCUCUCCCUCUCGACCAUCCUGACAGGCGUGUUUCUCUUCGCCAGCACCACAUCCCUCACCUCGACGGCCCUGCUGGGCUGGAACUGCGCCUACAAUUUCGUCGCGAAUAUCAUGUACGCCGUGCUCUACGCCUAUACGCCCGAGAUCUUCCCGACCAGGGAUCGUGGCACGGGCAACGCCGUCACGGCGGGCGCGAAUCGCGUCUUUGGCGUCAUGGCGCCCAUUGUCGCCAUGUUUGCCGAUUUAAGGUCCAGUGUGCCUGUCUAUGUGAGUGGUGCCUUGUUCGUGGGCGCUGGGUUGUUGGUGUGGGGUUUGCCGUUUGAGAGUCGCGGGAGGGCGAGUAUGUGAGGGAGGGCCAGGGUUAGUGUAGGGGAUGUGGGGAGAUGGAAUCAGGGGAGCCUGAAGUGGUGAGGAGGUGUGGUGGAUAUGGUGUUCUAGCCUUACAGGAAUACCAAUUUCUACCCUGCUUCCUUCUUGUCACCAUUCAUAUAUACCUAGAUAGACAAUCAAG
Messenger RNA from Westerdykella ornata, 2187 nucleotides. RefSeq names its product MFS general substrate transporter. Bases 330 to 2024 code for a protein of 564 amino acids. The record is from RefSeq and is a predicted model, not a curated record. Lineage: Eukaryota; Fungi; Ascomycota; Dothideomycetes; Pleosporales; Sporormiaceae. The transcript is spliced from 2 exons. Gene Ontology annotation, biological process: transmembrane transport. Gene Ontology annotation, molecular function: transmembrane transporter activity.